This is a messenger RNA of Vicia villosa (hairy vetch), 1450 nucleotides long. RefSeq lists its product as uncharacterized. The record is from RefSeq and is a predicted model, not a curated record. The transcript is spliced from 8 exons. The coding region runs from base 91 to 978 and encodes 295 amino acids. NCBI's taxonomy places the organism in Eukaryota, Viridiplantae, Streptophyta, Magnoliopsida, Fabales, Fabaceae.
UUAUUUAGGAAAAAGGAAGCAGUGUGAAUUUUGCAGGGAAAAGAAAGAGUUAUCCAAAUCGAAAAAUGAUAGAAUAGAAACUGGGAAAGGAUGAGUAGCAUGGCCCUGGCGUGUGGGUGUUGCCGCUACCACUUCCCUUCACAACACUCACUCUUCAAUAAUUCAUCCUUGUCCUCCUCCUCACAGUUGAAGCGUCCUACUACUGUGUUGGUUUCUCUUUCCAAAUCCAACAACAAUGGCGAAAUUGAUAAAUCCGAUUCUAUUAAAGGAUCUGGAACCACCGCUAGAGGCCGAAGAUUGCUGAAAGUUCGACAAGACAAACAACAACGCGAACACGACCGACUUCACAAUUACCCUGCUUGGGCUAAAGUCCUUGAAGAUGCGUGCAAAAAUGACACUGAACUUCGUUCUGUACUUGGUGAUAGUAUCGGAAACCCUGAACUCAUGAGGAAGAGGAUAGAAGAUAGAAUUCGAAGGAAGGGUAAAGACUUUAACAAGUCCAAAACUGGAUCUGUUGUCGCAGCCAAAGUCACCUUUAGAGACUUCAAUCCACUUGAUUCGUUUAUCUGGUUUGAAUUGUACGGAUCACCCACUGAUCGCGACGUUAAUCUUAUUGGCAGUGUUAUUCAAGCAUGGUAUGUCAUGGGUCGAAUUGGUGCCUUCAAUUCUUCAAACUUGCAGAUAUCAAAUUCGUCAAUGGAGAAUGAUCCUCUCUAUGAUUCAGAUAAGGGUUUCAAAGUGAUGCCAUCAUCUUUCCAUGAUAUCAGUGACGUCGAAUUCCAGGAUAAUUGGGGACGAGUAUGGGUGGACCUGGGUACGGCUGAUUAUUUUGCCAUUGAUGUGCUUCUCAACUGCCUAACUGGUUUAAGUUCAGAAUAUCUUGGUAUCCAACAAAUUGUGUUUGGUGGUCGGAACAUGGGUGAUUGGGAAGAGGGGAUGACGAACCCUGAGUAUGGUUACAAGUCCUUCAAGAUAUAAACAGGGACUGGAUGCUGUUUAUCCUUGCACUCGGAUUUUGGUUCAAAAAAUGACAGUGCAGGGGACAGUGACGAUAUGCAUUGACAAGAAACACGUCCUUGGGUGUGAUGGUUAAUUUUAACUCCCUAAGGAGUACUUGGUUGCCACUUGCCCAGUAGGGUUUCUUGCAUUGACAUCGGAAAUGAUAGAUUUAGUGAGACAGUAGAAUUAGAGCCGCUUGUGAAGCGUUUUUCAUUUCAUAUCUCGUGUUAGAAUGAUGUAUCAAAAUAUAGGUAGGUUUAUCAGAAAAUUAGUUUUGAUAAUUUGGUGAUAUGAAAUGCAAAACAAGCAUAUUCAGUACUUAGUAAUGUUUGUAUUCUGGAUUAAACUUUGUUAUCAUGUUGCUACAAAUAUGGUACACCAUAUUACCAAAUCACACCAGCGCGCCAAUACACUACAAUAUGUAUCGGAUGAAUACUCAAAUUUUUUUUUU